AUGCACAUCUCCAUCGCCUCCAUCCUGUGGGGCCUUGGAGGAAACUGUAUUCUCAACUGGGCGCUGCUGUUCUUCCAGAGGAAACACCUCUCCCGAAGCUUCCUGGGAGUUUUCAGCGUCUCCCUGGCUGUUGUUGACACACUCCUGACCCUCUCCAUCACCUCCCUCCACCUCACCGCUGAGGGACACCUCCUGGGCUUAAAGCUGACCCGGUACCAUGUGUGUCUGCUGGUUCAGAUCCUUGGAGAAGUCUACAUCACUCUGCAGUGGCCUGUUGUAGUCGUGGCCGGGUUGGACCAUUUCUUCACCGUCACUCGGAGGUGGCAGGCCUCCACCAGACGGAGCGUCUGCAUCUCUGUGAGCGGCCUGCUGUGGAGCCUCUCUGCUCUCUAUGUCUUCCUGUCUGACUUCAGGCCCAUCAUGGAGGAAGUGUUUCACAUCCAGAUACACCAGUGCUGGGUCUUCCAAAUCUCUCAUAUCCUGCACAUUGCUACGUUCCUCCUCAUGCUUUUAGGCUGUGCAGCGGUGCAUGCUGGACUCCAGACAUUAAAAAAUCCUCCUUUAAUAGAUCAAAUUACAGACCACUCCAGAAGAAGUGUUGUUCUCCAGACCCUGCAUAUAUAUCUGAACACAUGGGCUCUGUUCCUGGUUAUUCUGGCCAUUCUCCUCCUGCUGCCUGUGGAAAUACCUGCAUACCUGGGCCUGAGUGUCGCCUGGCUCUGCUUCCUCAACAGCCUCCUGAUAGCAGUGGUUUUAUGUGCAGUCUGUCCAGCCUCACAGCUAGCGCAGGGCCGGGCAUCUGUGCCCCCCGACAGCUUCUGUGCAUGGAGAUUUAUCGGAGGACAGAGCACGACCACACAGAUAAAACGCAAACAGGUCUCAUGUUAGAAAAUGUGGAUGGAUGAAUACCAAGAUGUUGAACUACAAUAGAUCGAUGAUAAGCUGACAAAGGUGAGAGCAAAGUACAGAAUGCUUGCCAUUAUGCUACUGUAGCUGGUGGGAUACAUCAGUCAUGACUUUUUGCUUUUGUCCUCAUUUCAGGGACAAAAGCGAGAGUGAGUUAAGGGAUCUAUUGAACCUGAAUUAGUAGGUGUAUUUAUUGUGCAGGUACUCUACUCCAACUUCCAUAAAGUAACUAGCUUUGUCUGCUGAUUACAGCCCUUUUAAUUAAAUACAUUUGCCAAUAUUAUAGCUACUGUUACAGAAAAUCAACAGUAGGUUAAA
Eleginops maclovinus (Patagonian blennie) is the source of this 1224-nucleotide messenger RNA. RefSeq names its product G protein-coupled receptor 160 (gene gpr160). Gene Ontology annotation, cellular component: plasma membrane; signaling receptor complex. The record is from RefSeq and is a predicted model, not a curated record. The transcript has a single exon. The coding region runs from base 1 to 888 and encodes 295 amino acids. Lineage: Eukaryota; Metazoa; Chordata; Actinopteri; Perciformes; Eleginopidae.